GACUAAUGGCCAGAGCCGAUGGUGGGAGGCGAGAGCAAGAGGGCCGCUGAUUGGUCGGCCGGGGCUGCCUACGUCUAGGCGGGAGCUCCGGGUCGCGGCGGCGGCGGCGGCGGCAGGGGGCCUGUGGAGUGCGGGGUGAGAAGAUGGCGGCGGAGACGGUGGAGCUGCACAAGCUGAAGCUUGCUGAACUAAAGCAAGAGUGUCUUGCUCGUGGAUUGGAAACCAAGGGAAUAAAACAAGAUCUUAUCAAUAGGCUCCAGGCAUAUCUUGAAGAACAUGCUGAAGAGGAAGCAAAUGAUGAAGAUGUAUUGGGAGACGAAACAGAGGAAGAAGAACCGAAGCCCAUAGAGCUGCCUGCCAAAGAGGAAGAAACUCCUGAAAAAACUGUCGAUGUGGCAUCAGAAAAGAAGGUGGUAAAAAUUACAUCUGAAAUGCCACAGACCGAGAGAAUGCAGAAAAGGGCUGAACGAUUCAAUGUGCCCGUGAGCUUGGAGAGUAAGAAAGCUGCUCGGGCAGCUAGAUUUGGCAUUCCUUCAGCUCCAACAAAAGGUCUGUCAUCUGACAACAAGCCUGUGGUCAAUCUGGAUAAGCUGAAGGAAAGAGCACAAAGAUUUGGUUUGAAUGUCUCUGCAAUCUCUAGAAAGUCAGAAGAUGAUGAGAAGUUGAAGAAAAGGAAGGAACGAUUUGGGAUAGUCACAAGUUCAGCUGGAACUGGAGCCACAGAGGACACAGAGGCAAAGAAGAGGAAAAGAGCAGAGCGCUUUGGGAUUGCAUGAUGAAAAGUUGUUGGUGUUUUCUGUUCUCCAGUGGUUUCCACUUCUGAUUCUUCUUGGAGAUAUAUAUAUAUAUAUAUAUAUACGCAUAUAUAUAUAUAUCAAUCACAUACACAUAUACACAUACAUACAUGCAUACAUACAUACAUACAUACAUAUAUAUAUAUAUAUAUAUAUGUAUAUGUGUAUACCCCUAAAUUCAGUUACGUGCUUAUAUCCUGCCUCGCAGUGAGAAAGCAUGUACCUCAGGUUCAUCCGUGAACUCCAGCAGCAGUUUGACUUUACUGAUGUUCUACCUUUAAGGUUGUGUUUUUGUUUUUAAUUAUUUUGGUUGUUAAUAAAAAAAUAGAAAAUAGAA
Molecule: messenger RNA, 1131 nt
Organism: Jaculus jaculus (lesser Egyptian jerboa)
Lineage: Eukaryota; Metazoa; Chordata; Mammalia; Rodentia; Dipodidae
Gene: Sarnp
Product: SAP domain containing ribonucleoprotein
Exons: 11
Coding region: 144-776 (210 amino acids)
Biological process (GO): poly(A)+ mRNA export from nucleus
Cellular component (GO): nucleus
Source: RefSeq, a predicted model, not a curated record